CUCGUGGGGGGCGGCAGUGCGCGCGAAGCACGCAUCAACAGAGCUACGCUUGUCGACGCGACAGUUGGUGUUGUUUCAGCCAAACCCUUUCCCAUCUCACCCCAGGACGCCCUCAACUUCGCAUCCUCGUCAUCGAUCGGCUCCCGUCGUAUACGCCGCGUUUUCCCCCGUCUUCCUCCCCGAGUCCACGGUCGGCCGAGGCCGCAGCAUCAAUGGCCGACAACGGCGCGUCUGGCAAUGCCGGCGGCGCGUUGCCCCCUCCCUCCAUGCCAUACUACGAGAAGAGUCGACAGCAUCUUAAGGAGCUCUUGGCAAAAAAACGACAGCUAGAAAAGCAGCUUGCUUUGCGCGAGGACAUGAUUUACCAAAAGGAGACAGAGUAUCUGGAAAACACGCCGAGCGGUAACAUCAUUACGGGUUUCGACAACUACACCAAGGCCACAACGGGCGCGGCCGCGCAGAGACGAAAGACGGGGUUGACCGAGUCCAGCCGUGUGUUUUCGCGGAGCUCCAUCAGCUACAACGCCAACAAUGCGCCCGAGGCGCAAACGCCAGGAUCGGUGACGUCUGGCGCGGCCUCGGCUGCGCCGACCCCGGUAUCGUCCUCCUUUAAGGACAGCGGAUCGAACCAGGCGACACCGACGUCUGCGACAGCAGCCAAGGCGGCGGGCGCCACCAAGACCAAGAAGAAGGCCGCAGCCGCCAACGGCGUCGAGGACAGCGAGACAGACGGGAAAGAGGCCAAAAAGGUUAGGACCAGCUUUAGCGCCAUCAAGAAGUCAUGAGCUGCCGUGCGUCCUAUCCGAAGCUCCUCGGCCCGGGGUCCCAACUUUAUCGGGUACUGGCAAUAGUGCAUGCCGGUCCCGGCCGGGAGCAAGAGGAAAUGGGACGACGGUUGGCAAGUCCCUUGAAGGUAGGUGUUGUUUACGUGUAUCAUUAUUCUUUGUAUUAUUGGCGGUUAAGGAACAGCGCGGCGUUUGGGAUACCCGUCAUGUCUUGGGAGUCGAGGGACAAGGAUUCUUUUGAUCAACCUUGAUUCUAGUGUGGCUGAAAGAUGCAAGCCAAGGAAUGAAAUCAUAUAAUUGCAGACAUCACCACUUGGCUACCUAGUGUUUCGCGCAUCCGAACCAGCAGUGAAC
This is a messenger RNA of Gaeumannomyces tritici R3-111a-1, 1139 nucleotides long. RefSeq lists its product as hypothetical. Gene Ontology annotation, cellular component: NuA4 histone acetyltransferase complex. Bases 213 to 785 code for a protein of 190 amino acids. NCBI's taxonomy places the organism in Eukaryota, Fungi, Ascomycota, Sordariomycetes, Magnaporthales, Magnaporthaceae. The transcript has 3 exons. The record is from RefSeq and is a predicted model, not a curated record.